AUGCCUAAUGCCCUCAAAAACACAAUUUGCAAAAAUUCCCGCCUCCAUGCAGAGAUGGUGAAGGCCAAGCACCAGCUUAAGGAGGAGCAGAAAAAGGCAGAGGAGGAAGCAUGGCAGGCAGCAGAGGCCCAAAAAGCCGAGGAAAAAAGGGUGAUAGUUGAGAUGGAGAAAGCAGAGAAGGAGAAGGAAAAAACAGAGAAAGCAAAAGAGGCAGAGGUGGCAGAGUCAGGGGAGAUGCAGUCUAGGGCCUCCAACCACCACCAGUGCAAAAAGGAGGGAAACACAGUCACAGGUACCAGCAAGGGGAAGAGGAGGGCUCCGGUGGAGUUGGAGGCAUUGGAGGUUGCAGAGCACUCAACAAAGAGGAAAAAGGCAGUGGUGUUUGCAACAAAGAAGUUGGAGGAGGGGUGGCAGGCCCAGAUAGGAAAGCAUUAUCUGGGAGAAAAAUUCUUGGGUUUAAUAUUGUAUGGUAACAAAGAGCCCGGGAACAAGAUUGCUGGGCAUAGAAAAGGAAGUGAGACAAAAAUACCCAGAGUUGCUGGAAUGAAGGGUAGGAAAGUUGUGAAGGACUUUCAGAUGCAAGCAAGCCAGGAUCUGAGAAUGUUGAGUUUUGUACUCACUGCCCAUAGAGAUACAAAUGUGACCAUAUGCAGCCAUGAGAAAAAUGACAAAGCCGGGUUUGAGCUUUUUAGCAAGGUACAACCCAAUUGGCAAAAUAUAAAGAUAUGA
Messenger RNA from Serpula lacrymans var. lacrymans S7.9, 729 nucleotides. RefSeq lists its product as uncharacterized. Bases 1 to 729 code for a protein of 242 amino acids. The transcript is spliced from 9 exons. The record is from RefSeq and is a predicted model, not a curated record. NCBI's taxonomy places the organism in Eukaryota, Fungi, Basidiomycota, Agaricomycetes, Boletales, Serpulaceae.